Molecule: messenger RNA, 957 nt
Organism: Lactuca virosa
Lineage: Eukaryota; Viridiplantae; Streptophyta; Magnoliopsida; Asterales; Asteraceae
Source: the annotation of a GenBank genome assembly
AUGGUCCACAUCUUAGAGACUGAUACCACUGCCCAAGCCGCUUGGAAUAAACUCAAAUCAACUUUUCUCAACAACAAAGGGUCACGUGCAGCAGCCCUUGAACAGGAAUUCACAAGUCUUACCUUGGGAGCAUGUUCAUCUAUGGAAUUUUAUUGCCAAAAACUUAAAGAUCUUGCUGAUCAGCUUGGAGAUGUUGAGAACCCAGUCACUGAGUCUAGACUGGUCUUACAAAUGGUUCGUGGGUUACCAUCGGAGUUUGAUGUUGUCGGGGCCUACAUCAAUCAAAGCUCUCCGUCCUUUGAAACAGCUCGCAGCAUGUUACAACUUGAACAACACAGACAAAAAGCUAGACAAAAUCAAACCCACACGGUUCUCGCUGCUUCUACUUCUGUUGACAGGUCACCACAAAAUGAAGCAGUUGGUCAACGCAAUCAAGGUCAACCCUACAACAACUACUCGGGCAGAGGUACAGGCACUCGCGGGCGAGGCUUUAAUGGUCGAGGACGUGGCAAAAUCUUCAGGGGACGUGCCGGUCGUGGCCACCAAAACUGGAACCAAGGAAAUCAAUGGCAGCAGCAAGGAUGGAAUGGAUCGCAAUCAUGGUAUCCACCUCCAUCACCAUACCUUUCUCAUGGAACGAAUCAAUCCACAAAUCACUGGGCUAAUCACACCUACGGGCCCGGUCAAUAUUCUGGACCCACAACACAACAGGAGCCAAUUGGACCUCCGAUACAGCCAUCAGGUCCGACGCCUACUCCCACUCCUCAAUUUGGUGGUUAUUCUGACUGCAUUCCAUCAGAUUUAGCACAUACAAUGCAGCCAGUUCAUCUUAAUUCCAAUGAUCCGGCGUGGUAUAUGGACUUCGGUGCCUCGACACCUCUUACAUCUGAUCAGGUCUGCCAAAUCAUGGGUCUGGUCAUGCUUCUUACACUACCCCCUCUCAUUCAUAUACUCUAA